Messenger RNA from Carya illinoinensis, 5425 nucleotides. RefSeq lists its product as uncharacterized. NCBI's taxonomy places the organism in Eukaryota, Viridiplantae, Streptophyta, Magnoliopsida, Fagales, Juglandaceae. The record is from RefSeq and is a predicted model, not a curated record. The coding region runs from base 280 to 4755 and encodes 1491 amino acids. The transcript has 11 exons. Gene Ontology annotation, molecular function: protein binding.
UAAAGCGCAGGUGCACGAGGGAAACGAUGGAGGAAACGAACCGACGUAAAACUACACCCGCUCCCGGCCCCCACUGACUCUGACCCAACCUCUUCACUCCCCCACCUCCCAACCCUCACAUUCUCUUUUCUUCUCUCUCUACCUCUCCGUUGCUUCCAAUCCAAUUAAACUCUCCAUUCCAUCCAUUUUUUUGCUUUCCUGUUUCCUCUGUACCUCCAAAUAAACAUAUAUUUCCUGAAGUCUAAAACCAUAAUUUCACCGCUCUAUCGUCGCCGGACAAUGUCUCAUGCGGCAGUGGAUGUCCGGCCUCCGAUUUCCUUCGCAGCACAGUCCACACACUCCUCCUCCGCUUCCCAAAAUCCCGAUUCCAAUCAUUCUUUCAAUUUCGAUUCAAAUUACUCGGGCGAUUACUCGGACAAUCGGCAGGAUUCGAUCUCAUCGAGUUUCAGGGCUGCAGCCGAGUGCGAUCACGGUGCUCCUUUUGCUUUAAAUAUUACGCGGGCAGGCUCGCGAGCACGACCAAGGCUCGUGAAGGUGAGGAAGCAGCUGGGAAAUCAGCAAUCAAGGUCGAGGGCGGUGUCGAACGAGGGCGGUUCGAUUUAUAAUUCGUUUGGGUUUGAUUUCGGUCGAGUGGGCAAUGGGGCUGGCACAUUGAACGGGAUAUCGAAGAGUUCCAACUGGGUCAUUAAUGAUACUGGUGCCUGUCAGGGUUUUAGCUUUUCGAAUGGUGAUGUUAAGUCUGUGAAACCUGAGAGCGUGGAUUUUGUGUUUGGUGCUCAUCCAAGUGUUCUCAAUUCAGAAUUGGGGUCCGACGUGAGAGGGAUCAGUGAAAGUGUGGGAAAUUUGGGUGGUGAGGACGGGAGGAAGGUGAAAGUUCUGAAUGGAAUGCAACUUGGGAAGAUUGAGAAUGUAGGUUUUGCGUUUGGCGCUAAACAGAGUGGUUUUAAAUCGAACUCAUACGACAGAAAGAAACUGUCCGGUGAAAGUGCUAGAAAAUCAAUGGUUGGAGAUAAGGGGAAUGUAGAAGCAGAGCCUGAAUUAGAGCGUCGGAAGCAUCACGAUGUUUGUUUAUUGUUUGAGGCUGAUUGGAUUAAUGUGACUUAUGAUUCGGACGCGGAAAAGAGAGAAUGUGGGGAAUGUGUAAAUAAAUUGGGUUCUGAAAUUAUUGGAAAAACGAAGUUACAGACUGAAACUGAGGGUGGAAAGCAUGAUAAUGUUGGUUUUGCAUUUGGUAAUAGUCAGAGUGAUACGCCAUCAAAGUUGAAUCCGGAGAAGGGAGAGUCCGGUGGGAAUUUGGAGAAGGUGGAUUCCGACGGGGAUAAAAUGAACAGGGAGACUGAAAAAGUGACUAGUAAAUUUGCUGGUCAGCGUGCUACUCCGUCAAUUUCAACCUCGGAAAAGAGAGAAUGUAGUAAAAAAGUGAGUAUAUUGGAUUCUGAAAAUAAUGGGAUUUUGAAAUAUAGGAAUGAAGUUGAGUUUCGAAAGUGUGAUGAUCUGGAUUUCGUGUUUGGCAGUAGUUGGUUUAAUUCGGUGUCAAAGAACUCGGAAAAGAGAGAGUCAGGUGAAACGUUUGGGAAAUUGAGGACCAAGGAGAGGGGGAAGGUGAAAAUGGAGAGUGGAGCAGAGUCCCAUAAAACGAAAGCUACUGCUAAACAUUUCGAUACUGAUGUAAACGGGAGCUCGAAUGAAAAAUUUGAUCCUCGAGUUUUUGUAUUUGGAAGUGGCAGUAAGAAAGAUUAUAGUUUCAAUGAAUGCAGAGCCUCAAAGUGCCCAGGUGAGAUGCAGCUGAAUAAUGAACAUUUUGACAAUUGCGAUAGCGUUAAGGCUCGGAUCAGUGGUUUGAGUUCUGAUGGCCAAGGGAAGGGGAAAUUUAUCUCUGGAGGUAGUAGUAAUGUGGCAAAUGCUUCCAGUACAAGUACCUUACUUAACCUUCCGGAUAUAUUGAUUAAAAUGAAAAUUGAUGAUUCUGAGGAUGUUGACGGUACUGAAAAGAUUGGAGAUGUGAAUAAGAACUCGUGCACCAAUUCUGGGGCGUCUUUCAUGUUUGGAAGAAGUGAAAAGGCUUAUGGUUCUUUUGACACAAGGUCGGUAGGUCUCGGUAAGGAUUUGGAUGCGGGCCAAUUUCAUCAAGGUCAAGCAAAUGAUGAUAUACAACGGGUUGCAUUUGCUGCACCAUCUUCAUUCUCAUCGGAUGGUCAUGACUCUCAACCAAUUGGUAGUGCUUCUGAAAUACAUUUCAUUGGUGGACUUGGAACUAAGGAUGGAAAUUGUUUUACAAGCAUUCCAGAUGGCUCAAGGGUGUCCUUUACAACCUUCAACGAACCAAAAUGGAAUCCUUCCUGCUUUGAAGGAAAUCUAUUUCCUGAAAUAAACAAGAAAAUGGAAUCCUUAGUGAAGAGAAGGUCUAUGAAGGACAAAAGAUCAAACAAAACGGGGGGAAACGUAAAGCCAUCUUCCUCAUAUAAACAAAAACCCGCGCAAGAUCACGUGCCACAUGAAAUCAGUUCCAAAAACCAUAACUCACCUGGUUGUUACUCCCCCAUGGGUUUCUCUACCUUCCAAGAAACUAGUAUAGCUGACCCAUAUUUAAGAGAAGCUUCUGUUACUUCACCAGAGUUCUCCUGUGUAGAUAAUGAUUUGGCGUCCUCUGGCCUGCGUUCAACAGUUCCUAACGACUCGAAAGAUGAAGAUUUGGCUACUGCAGAAGGAUCAGAUAUCAAUAAGACGAGUGAGCUGAAAUAUAGAGAGCAGCAUGAGGAGAAAUUUUGUGGUCACAAUGAAGGUAGAACUGGUAUGAGCUCAAACACAGAGAGGCAAGAAAACAAUUGCAGAACGCAGUUCUAUUCUGCAUCACGCUUGGAAGAGCAGGAGAGGUUUUUUACAUUUUCUGCGUCAUCCUAUGCACAAGGUAGUUUAUCUGCAACAAGGCGUCAGCAAAGAAAGAAAAGUAGGGGGAAAGUUGGUCAUGAUUCAUCUGCAAGUUCUUCGCAUUUGGAUGCAGUGGAUAAAUCUGAAGCACAUGAACAGCUGCAAGCGGAUGUAUCUUUCUCUGCUGCCAUUCAAGAAACCUGUGAUCAGCUGCGAAUCAGGGGAAACCAAGCUUAUAAAGAUCAGGAGCUGUCUAAAGCUGAGGAUUUAUACACCCAAGGGAUAGUUUCUGUCCCUUCUAGUGAAAGAUUGGGAUGUUGUCUUAGGCCUCUCUUGCUGUGCUAUAGCAACCGUGCGGCUACAAGGAUGUUUCUUGGAAGAAUAAGGGAAGCUUUGGGGGACUGUGUGAUGGCUAUCACUCUAGAUCCCAACUUUCUCAAAGCUCAAAUGAGAGCUGCAAAUUGCCACCUUGUCCUUGGGGAAGUGGAUGAUGCUCUGCGGUGUUUUAAUAAGUGCUUAGAAUCAGGGGGUGGUGUUUGCUUGGAUCGGAAAGUCAUACUAGAGGCUGCUGAUGGCCUUCAAAAGGCUCAGAAAGUGGCUGAGAAUACAAAUCGUGCUGCCAAGCUUUUGGAACAGAAAACCUCUGAUGCUACUCUUAUUGCUUUGGAAAUAAUCGCCGAGGCCUUGUCUAUUAGUUUAUACUCGGAAAAACUACUUGAAAUGAAAGCAGAGGCUCUGUAUAUGUUGCACAAGUAUGAAGAGGCAAUUCAGCUUUGUGAGCAGAGUCUUUCUUUUGCUGAAAAGAAUUGUGCCUCUCUGAGUACUGUAGCAAAUGUGGAGGGUUAUGGGUGUGAAGUUUACUCAACUAUUAGGCUGUGGAGGUGGUGCUUGAUACCCAAGUGCUACUUUCAUUUGGGAAGGCUUGAGGCAGCCCUUGAGCUAAUUCAGAAGCUGGAACAAGCGGAAUCUAUUAGAGACGGGUACAUAAAGAAGAAUUUGGAAUUGUCCACAUCAUUAGCUGUAACCAUACAUGAACUUUUACGCCACAAGAGAGCAGGGAAUGAAGCAUUUCAAACCAGAAAGUAUACUGAGGCAAUAGAGCACUACACGAUUGCUUUAUCUAGCAAUGUCAAAUCACGUCCUUUUGCAGCAAUCUGUCUUUGUAAUCGUGCUGCAGCAUACCAAGCUUUGGGCCAAACUGCUGAUGCUAUCGCAGAUUGUAGUCUUGCUGUUGCCCUCGAUGGAAAUUAUGCUAAGGCUGUUCGUAGAAGAGCCACGCUGCAUGAGAUGAUCAGAGAUUACAAACAAGCAGCUAGUGACCUUCAGAGACUUGUAUCAAUUCUUGAAAAUUGUUUUGAUAAGAAAGCCAAACAAUCUGGCACACCAGAUAGAUCCACUAGCAGUGUGAAAGAAUUAAGGCAAGCUCAAAAGCAUCUGCCUUUGAUGGAAGAAAAGGCUAAAGAGGGAAUUCCCUUGGAUUUCUACCUGAUUUUGGGAAUCAAACCAUCUGACCCAGCAUCUGAUAUCAAGAAGGCAUAUCGUAAGGCAGCUCUCAGACAUCACCCAGACAAGGCUGGCCAGUUCCUGGCAAGAAGUGAAAGUGGAGAUGAAGGGCGACUCUGGAAGGAAAUCUCCCAGGAGGUUCACAAGGAUGCUGAUAGGCUUUUUAAAAUGAUUGGAGAGGCAUAUGCAGUACUUUCAGAUGCCACCAAGCGCUCAGAAUAUGAUCUUGAAGAGGAUAGGAGGAAAGCCCGAAAAGAAAGCCACAGAAGUGAGGGUUAUAGAAGAACUUCAAAUGUUUACAGCUCUCCAUUUGGAAGUAGUACUAACAGAGGAAACUGGUGGGAGAAUUGGAAGACGCAUGGAAACUCACAUUCUCAAUGGUAAGAACACACUGGAAGGGUCAUAUUUUUUCAGUGACUGGGUCAUGGUACAAGAGCAUGGCUGAUUAUAGCAGUCCUAGUUCCACAAAGGAUCUAUGGACAUUACUGGGUACCCACCUAGUCCCAGCUUUAGGUAUUUAGCAGCCAAGUAAUACAUUUUGUUGGAAGUGACCGACCAUUGGCUUAAGAAUGGUAGUGUAUGUGCAUAUUGCAUUUUGAUUACGAAGAUUCCAUACAUAAAGAGUGGGAAGGUUCAACAGGGAAGCGGGGAGAGUUUUGAUCCUGAUACGCAGGAAAUGUUCAUGCAUACAAUUUGCCACUUGUAAAGACAAUUCUCUGACACAGCAUCUCAGCCCUUCAACGAAUGCUAAUUAUGAAGGAGAGAUGAAGUUAUUUAGCAUACCUCGAUUUUGAUAGAAACAAUGGAGUCCAUAUUGAAUUGUAAUUUUUGUAUUGUUCUUACAAAUGGCUUUUUACAGCUAUUUAUAGAAGAUGCAUGCUAAUUGUUAUUACCUUACAGCAGUGCAUCUGUUGCUUGUCUUGUAAUAAUUUGAGUUGGUUUUGUUAAGUUUUGUGGAUCUCUCAUUUCUCCCAUCCAUAUUGGGAAAAGAUGACAUCAAUGAAAAUGAGCACCAAGUAUCAACAUUGGUGAUCUAAGCUUUGGCUUUCUGUAA